GCAAGUCGUUAGGGGGCGUUUCGUUUUAGUACAUGGAUCGACAUGAUGGCGGAUAAACAGUGACAGACGGCGACAAUAUUCCAUCAAUAAAUCCUGCUUUUCCCUCAUUUAGAUGCUACAUCCCCUGCGUUAUUAUGUAUUUAGUUUUCUUGGUCGUAUGAGGAACUGAUUUGGAGCCAUAAAAUUGGAAAAAUGCAUACUAAUGAGGUCCACACAUGUACAUGUACAUCAAGCUUUAAGGGAUUGAACUCUCGUUAAUCCCCUAUCCCUACAAGUCAUCGUCUAGUGAUUGCCACCAUGGCCACAAGCACCUCAUCAGCAUGUCGCGAGCUCAUGGAGCUGGCCCGGCACCUCAAGCAGGAGCACCUCUUUGUCUUGUCCGAGAAACAGCUCUUGGUCCAGCUUCACGAGGAGGUCACCCAGCUGGCGGACAAGCUCUUCCGGGUGUCCUGGAUUACGCAGCAGCAGCGCCAGACCCUCAACAGCCUGACACUGACCAGGGUGGAAGCCCCGCCAAACUACUGCUGCCACCGGGCCAACGCUUUGGAGAAGUGCUCCUUCGUCGACAGCUACAAGCAUCUGGGCUUCCAGGACGCUCUGUAUGGGGAGUUCCUUGGGUACCUGCGUGACAACCCAAGAGUCGUGGCCUUGUGUCUCGUCCUGGGGGAGAAGGAGCAAAUGGAGAUGACCAGGGGAGUGGUCCGCUCCGUCAUGUCUGCAGUCUACGGCAAUUGCAUCGUGCAGGAGGACGAGCAGCAGGUCUUACAUCUGCUUCAGUAUCUCAUGGAGCAACAGUUAGCUAGCGUGGACGAUCCGCGACGGUUGAUCAGACGCGGGACGUGUGCCAUCAGCUAUGCCUUCCGACUAUUCACGGAAGGUCUCUUCUCAACCAGGCUGUACCUGACUGCAGCCCUCCACGAACCUAUCAUGUCUGUCCUAAUGGACGACGAUGUCCAGUUAGAGACCGAUCCUCAGAAGGCUUUGGACCACUUCACCCCGGAGGAACGGGAACAGCGAUUUGGCACUCCGGGAACGGAGGAGUACCGCCAGUGUCUGCAAGCUCACCUGGAGUCCAUCAUCACCCAGCAGGUGUCUAUGUGUAAUCGCUUCAUCAACGGGCUGAGGAAUAACACUUAUUGCUUCCCGCAGAGCCUUGACUGGAUCAUCACCCAGCUCCACAAGAUCCUCAUCAAGUCUGGGCGGGUGGAGCCAUCGGAGGUCAGAGCCACCUGCGCAGACCUCCUCAUGAAUUUCUUCAUUUGUCCGGUGAUUGUAAAUCCGGAAUCCUAUGGCGUCAUCACGGACAUCAUGAUCAGCUCAACUGCUCGAUUCAAUCUCAUGCAAGUGGGAGCAAUUCUACAGGGUCUGGCUAUGGAGACCAACAAUGGCUCAACUACACCAGCACAGACCAAUGAUAUCUACAGCAGGUUUCCAAAGGGUUGUAUGUCUUCAUUCCUGGACACACUGAUUGACAGCUUGAGCUCAUCGGACACGCCCCCCGGCGUUAGUCAACUGCAAGGGAUGACCAGGACCUGUGCGCUGAUCACCGAGUCGGAGAUACAUACUAUGGUGUCAUUCUUUCGCAUGGUAUCCACAGCCAACCCCAAUGAAUCCAUGCUGAAGGAGCUGGAUACCCUUUUGUCCAAUCUUCCCCACACCUCUGCUUCCACGCCUGGGGCUAGCGUCACCCCUCAGAUUGCCCUUUCACCCAAGGCCCCCAGCGGGCAUGGGCCCAUCGCCAAGAAGACAGGUAGUGUGAUAAAAGGGUCGAAGAAAUCCCACGGCAGUUCAGUAAAGACAAACCAAAACACCCAAGACGAGGAUGAAGGGCUGGACACAUCCUUGACGCCCGAUACUCCACCGGUACCCCAACCAGAGGAUGUGCUGGUGGUGACAUUUGGGACCCAGGGAAAUGAAUGCCCUGGAAUGCUCUCUGAGGCUAAGGUGUUGAGUUCUAAUCCCUCCCGCCCUAAGCCCAAAAUCAGUCCCACGGCAGCCCAGAGCAGUCUGGCCGCCAUCAGUGAACAGCCAGAGAAACAGCUACGAUUCUCAGACGAUGCCGAUGCGUCGGCAAACAGUGACCAUCUCAUGGAAGCUAUGUCUAUAGUGGCAUCAGAAUAUUCCAUGGAUCUCGAGGGCGAGAUGGCCAGCAACUUGAGCGGUCGUAACACUCCCCGGUCAGCGGUCAGCUUGGGAAGCAGCUCGACGGACCACAACCGUCCCGACUUGAUCGACUCCACCCAGCUGCCCAAUAAUGCCAACAUCACGGACCGCUUUGGCAAGUUUGAGAUCGGCGACGCCCUGGAGAAGAAGAAAGCACAGGGAAAUCCUGAAACCUUUAGCGAGACCUGGAGCACGGAAGUCAUCGGCAGCGACACCUCGGAGCCUCCCUCGGAGCCCAACACCAUCGAGCGUCUGCAGGAGAUAGCGGAAUCCCAGGAGGACAUUGAGCUGGCCGGUGCCCAGGCCGCCUCCCUGCUGGGCAUCAGGCACUCGGUACCCGACAUCUCGGAGACGGCCAGCGAGACCUGGAGCGUGGACGUCCUGCAGAGCGACUCAGAGCGCACGGAGGACAGGAUGCAGGAGGUGGAGGAUGUGGCUCACGAAGAGGCUAUCCAGGCUUCCCUGUUAGAGGCCGACACCGACAGGACAUCAUCCAAAACCAGCGAUGGACCCAGCUCAAGACGCAGCUCCUCAGAUAGCCCAAGUGUGGAAGAUGGGGCCAACAAGAAAGAUGCUAGCUCAGAUGCCACAGAAGACUCCAGCAGCCACUACUUUGAUCCCAUGGAGGAUCCAUCCAUGCUGAAGGGUUCCUCUCCCGUGGGACAGUCAAGUAGUUCUUCCUCCCAAUCCAACAGUGACCAUCAAGAGGCCUUCCCCAAGAAGCCCCUCCAGCAGGACGAAUUCCCUCUUAGACGCUCCUCUCCCCUGGUCGAAGACAAGCAGAGAAAGCAACCCAAGGAAGGUCCUCUGUCAGACAGGCCCUUCCCUGGCUUCCUGAGUCAGUUUGAUCCCGUUGCAAACGGGAACAAUCAUACCCUGAACAAUGGAAACGAACCAAGCAGAGUCAUGUUGGCUAAACCUGACAGCAAGCCCCCAGAAGACCUUUUGCAGGAUUUUGACCCCUUUUCCUCUCUGAGUCCCGGAACAUCAAGCACGUUGCCAACAUCAAUCGGAAGGCAAGGGGACACCCCAAUGGGAGCCAAGCCAAAGAAAAGGAGCAAUUCCGCUCAGAAGAUCUCAGCAGGCCAGACACCGACUGGAUACGUACCCUACAAUGAACGUCACGGUCUGAACCACGAUUAUGGCAGCCAAGGGAGGCAACAGCGGACUAAUCCUUUUGAUCUUGGCCAUGACGGUCUUUCUCAUGUCAACCAUGGUUUUUUUGAGCCAACAGCGCCGUCGUCUCAGCCAGGCCCAUACCAGCCGGACCUCUUGAAUAAUCCAUUUGCUACUAUCUUUGAUCCUUCGGCUCCUGUCAGCCACACGUCCCAAUCGUUGUUUACUCUUCAGCCCCAGCAGCAGAGCACGUCUUACAGAACCUUGGCACUGGACACAGACAGCGGGGUGGUGUCUGGGGACUCCAGCGAGCACCUUUCCCAUCGAGUUGUCAGCUCCAUCAGCACUGGUAGCAGCAGCAGUGCCUCCUUCCUCAACUCGUCAAUUGAGAGCUCCACAAAACCCCCGGAUUUCCUCGUUCAGAUAGGCAGUCGGACAUCAGAUGAGUGGAGUGGGAUAGAUCAGGCGGAGCCCGGCAGGGUCCAGAGCUUCCCCAGCACGUCGUCAGGCUCCAGCUAUGGUCUGACUGGUUCCACAGAGGUGGAACAGAAGCCAGCUAGUAGUAGUUUGUUCCAGAGGUCUCACAGCACAGAUGCAUCUUAUAUAUCAGAGGAAAGCAAAGCUAAACUAGAUGUUGGGGAUAGUGAUAAAAGUAGAUCCUGGUUGAAGAAAAAAGUCAGCCAAAUACACAAAAUAGCAUCGACCAGAAAACCCAGCAAGAAACACGGACCCGCCGGGGAACGGGACGACAGAGAGAGAGAUAGAGACUGGGAACAGGAGAAGAAGCACUCAGAAGCUGCACAGAUCAUCCCAAACCUGGCCUUGGUGCACCAUUCAUUUAAAGAUGAUGGGCUGAAAGCAGCCUCGGUGCCUGAAACCAGUAGCGAAGACAUUCUGGAGAAAUACCGUGAGAUGCGCAAGGCCCAGUCUUCAGAACAACUGGAAAAUGACCACUUGGGACAUGAACUGGGCAAUUUAGAAUCAUCCACAGAGUCCAGCGGUAGCCACAGCGACAAGCCCGACUCGGGCGGGGCCUCGGACCAGCCCGACGCCUCGGAACCCGAAAACCUGGACGAAUCGUACGCCUUCAUUGACGCCAAGCGCAAGCUGCGCAUUGUCCUGCGCUCGGCCGACGUCCACAGCCUGCCCUGGCUGACCAACUUCAGCAUCCCUGACCACGUAGCAGCUGAGUUAGCCCUGGGCAUCUCUACUGGCUACCCAGAGAACGAGCUGGUGGCAUUCCUGAAAGUCCAGCUUGCUGAGGCUAUGAAUCUGCAGGACAGGGCCCUGAUAGCGCAGCUGAGAGAAACCUUGAGAUGCGUCCAGACAUUUGACAGAGAUGGCUGUCGAAGGCUCCUGGCUUGCUUAAGUGAGGACUAUGAGAACCGUGCCCCAUACAUUGCCUACCUGGUGCGCAGCCGUAAAGGGCUAGCCGCUUCCCGAGCUCAUCUCCUGCGCCUGCUGGAUAGAGUGGAAAGGGAUAAGGCAGUAGUCAACAAGUAUUUUACAAUGGUUCUGGUGCGUCUGUUCCUGGAGAGACAGGAAAGGAGUAUUCACAAAUUCAUUGUUGAUUUCAAGGCCCUCACUGCUGCUGAUGAGAAGACACAACUUGUCAAAUUUUUUCUGAGGACUCUGAACAACUGGAUAAUGGACGACCCUAUAUGGGAAGCUGCCAGUGAAACCCAGAUGAUUGAUGCUGAAGUAGCCACAGAGCGUGCCAUCAUGAGCCGUAUCUACAAGCUUGCCUUGUACCCCAACGAGGAAGCUGACGUCGCCAGGGACAGGGUUCUACAAGCUCACAUCUACAGGCUGUCCAGAGUGAUAACAGUCAAUCACAAGGCUCUGCAGAUCCCAGAGAAGUAUGGGAGGGAGGCCCCCUGGCCUGCCGCACAGGCUGAGAUCCUCAACAUCAACGUGUACAAGACUCCCAAAGACAAGAUGGGCUGCGUCUACCGCUGUUGCAAGGUCAUCAUGAACCUCCUCAGUCUGGCCAAUGAGAACUCGGCGGUGGGCGCCGACGACUUCUCACCGGUGCUCAUGUACGUCCUCAUCAAAGCCAACCCGCCCGGUCUCCUGUCCACCGUGCAGUAUGUCAACAGCUUCUACUUUGAAGGGGAGCAGCUGAGAGAGAGCGACGGGGAGGAACAGUACUGGUGGAUUCAGUUCUGUGGGGCCAUCGAGUACAUAAAGACAUUGGAUGACAGAAAAUGAAAUGCUGGUUAUACAUGGGUUUGCCAAAAAAAUAAACUUAACCCUAACCUUCCCACAUCCUCCAAAAUCCUCUUUGCAAAAUGGAGGAUUAUGCAGGAUUGAGGUUGCAUGGCAAAGAGGUGUGGCUGAUUUAAGAGGAUGCACUGUGUCAAGGUCUUGGGCCGGACCUUGUGUUGUUCAUGCUCAGCCGCGCAUAAAUGUUGGCCUGGAUUUGACUUGAAAUCCUCCGCACUGCUCCAGGAUGUCACUGGCUCUGCCUCAACGUAUUGCUGGUGAUUGCUAUAGGAUUUUGCAGGAUUGAGGCAGUGGUCGCCCCUCCAAGGACACAUUCCAGAAAUAACAGAGGAUUUUGCAGGAUUGAGGCUGUAUGCAUUGUUUACAUGGAAGCAAUUGGAGGAUUUAGCAGGAUUGAGGUUACAUCCUAACAAAAAUGCAUAGGCAUUAGGGUUUUAAUGAACUUAACCGAAAGAAACUUGAGAUAGUUUACAACACACCAAACUUGUUAAAUUUGGUUAGUUGGCUCAAGAAACUGCAUCAUGCAUCAGUAUUGAAUCUCAGUGUUGAGA
Molecule: messenger RNA, 6056 nt
Organism: Patiria miniata (bat star)
Lineage: Eukaryota; Metazoa; Echinodermata; Asteroidea; Valvatida; Asterinidae
Gene: gapvd1
Product: GTPase-activating protein and VPS9 domain-containing protein 1-like
Exons: 21
Coding region: 298-5490 (1730 amino acids)
Biological process (GO): vesicle-mediated transport; regulation of GTPase activity
Cellular component (GO): endocytic vesicle; cytosol
Molecular function (GO): guanyl-nucleotide exchange factor activity; small GTPase binding
Source: RefSeq, a predicted model, not a curated record